AUGUAUAAUGGUAGAAUAGACCCGAUGGAGUAUGUCAAUCAUUUUAACCAAAGAAUGGUUGUACACUCGAGAAAUGAGGCCUUGCUGUGCAAGGUGUUCCCUUCUAGCUUAGGACUAGUUGCAAUGAGGUGGUUCGAUGGUUUGGAGGAGGGAUCAAUCAACUCCUUUCAGGAGCUUACUAGGGCCUUUGGAGCCCGGUUUGUCACUUGUAGUAAAGUUCCUCGUCCCCCGGACUCUUUGCUAUCUAUGACUAUGGGAGAAAGUGAGACUCUGAGGACUUACUCAGAUAGAUAUUGGGAGAUAUUUAACGAGAUAGAUGGAGAUUUUAAAGAUGUAGCUAUAAGGACAUUUAGGGUCGGCUUGCCCACUGAGCAUGAUUUGAGGAAGUCCUUGAUUAGGAAGCUUGCCCAAAGUAUGUGGCAGUUAAUGAACUGA
Molecule: messenger RNA, 435 nt
Organism: Quercus robur (English oak)
Lineage: Eukaryota; Viridiplantae; Streptophyta; Magnoliopsida; Fagales; Fagaceae
Exons: 1
Coding region: 1-435 (144 amino acids)
Source: RefSeq, a predicted model, not a curated record